AGUUCAAAUCUCGGUAGAACCUAACUUUAUGAUUAUUUUCUGUUGAACAUACUCUUGAAACGUUACGUAAACUACAGUGUGUUUCUAUUUUUAUAUACCUAUACAUAUUGUUGCUACUCGGAAGCAUGAAAUACCUACAUAUAAAACUGCUCUGUAGCUUAGCAGCAGCAGCAGCAGCUAGCUCGUCCUAAUACAUUCAUGGCUACAUUGACGAAUACCAGUUCACUUGCUGUUACGAAAUCAGUCCAACAUGGCGGCGCCCAUAGCACGAAGUUGGUGUUAUUUUCUCUGUCGUAGUGAAGGAGCAAACAUGAUUCCACACCAUAUAAAACUGAGGGAUGUCGUAUUAAGAGACAUUAACAACACUUUACACCUGCGUGUUGCUUACGGGACCAGAGGAACAGACACCACAGAGGAUUCCCCAGUGCAUAUUCCAGUGGAACGCCUGAAGGUAUCCUACAGCAGAAGCAGUGGGCCUGGUGGUCAGAAUGUAAAUAAAGUCAGCACAAAAGCAGAGGUCCGAUUCCAUGUGCAAACAGCAGACUGGAUCCCAGAAGAUGUUCGACAGAAAAUCUUUGAAAAGAACCAAAACCGCAUCAAUAAGGCCGGGCAGCUGCUGGUGACCUCAGAGCUGAGCAGGAGUCAGCACAGAAACCUCUCUGAUUGCAUACAGAAGAUUUCUGCCAUCAUAGCUGAGGCCAGCGAGAAGCCACAUGAACCAACAGCAGAGGAUGUAGCUCUCAGGGCUGCCAGGUUAGAGAGGCGGGACAAGGAGCGACUCAAAGAGAAAAAGAUCCAUUCAGCUACCAAGAAGAGCAGACGAGUGGAUUUUGACUAAUUAUGAACUUUUAUAUUUCUACCGCGCUUUUGUAAAUACUGAUAUGUCUUGUAAUAAAAUAAUGAAGAAUUAA
Messenger RNA from Eleginops maclovinus (Patagonian blennie), 911 nucleotides. RefSeq names its product mitochondrial ribosomal protein L58 (gene mrpl58). Gene Ontology annotation, cellular component: mitochondrial large ribosomal subunit. Bases 251 to 838 code for a protein of 195 amino acids. Gene Ontology annotation, biological process: mitochondrial translational termination. The record is from RefSeq and is a predicted model, not a curated record. Gene Ontology annotation, molecular function: peptidyl-tRNA hydrolase activity; translation release factor activity, codon nonspecific. The transcript is spliced from 6 exons. Lineage: Eukaryota; Metazoa; Chordata; Actinopteri; Perciformes; Eleginopidae.